CCUUCUCCUUGGGGGAUGUUGUCGGACGUGGCUGCGGGCACCCCACACCCGCCUCGGUGGCCGAACCCCCCCGGACGGGGGGGUUCGGCCACCGAGGCGGGUGUGGGGCGCCCGCCGGUGCCUCCCUCCUCCCCGCCCUCCUCAGGGCUGGAGCCGCCUCCUCCCGGCGUGUUCCGGUCGGCAGCGGGAGCGGCGGGGCCAGGCCCGGCCAUGUCGGGGGACGGCGAGGGGGACCCUGCGGCCUUCGUGGCCCUUCACGGGGCCGCGCUCCGAGCCUCGGGGGUCCCGGCGAGGUACUGGGAGAGCCUGAGCCGAAAGCUGCGGGGAGAGGUGUUUGAUGCUGGUGACUACUUUGGGAUAAUGCAAGUGGAAGAGGUGGAUGAUGAGGAAGAAGGUGAUGAAGAAAUGGAAGAACAAUUAAAAAAGAAGCCAAAUCCUGGAAAUGGACCUUGUUUCAAAGUUAUUGUAACAAAUGAGAAUGGGCUUCAAGCCUCAAAUCCCAAUAGCGUUUUCCUGAUCGACCACGCCUGGACAUACCGUGUGGAACACGCCCGGCAGCAGCUGCUCCACGUGCCCGGGCUGCUGCACAGGAUGGCCAAUCUCAUGGGAAUCGACUUCCACGGCGAGAUCCCAGACGAGGGCAGCAUCGAGCAAGUGCUGCAGGAGAUGUGGAAAUACAACCAGACCUACCAGCUCUCUCAAGGGACUGCAGAGGAGAAGGUUCCUGUCUGGUACAUCAUGGAUGAGUUUGGAUCACGCAUCCAGCACUCAGACCAGCCUAGUUUUGCAACAGCGCCUCUGUUUUAUAUGCCCCAGCAAAUUGCUUACACUGUUCUCUGGCCUUUGAGAGACCUGGACACCGGUGAUGAAGUCACUCGGGAUUAUGCUCAUGGGGAAACAGAUAGAUUGAUCAGGAAGUGUGUUUUGUUACCCUGGGUGCCUGAGGAAGUGUUGGAUGUCAGCUGCUUCACACCAGAGCCAUCAGAUGAGUAUUACCAGGCCAUUUUAGCAGAAAACAAGGAGAAACUGCCUGUAGUGAUAAACCCACCGGUUUAUGCCAAAGACAAAGUUUUCAAGGUUUUCACAGACAUUCAGCAAGUCCUCAACAACCUGACCCAUCCCCGUUUUGUGUUCACAGACAGCGAGGGGCAGGCAGACAUCCUCUACAACUUCUCACACUUCAAAGAUUACAGGAAGCUCAGUGAGGAGAGGCCUGAGGUGCUGGUGAAUCAGUUCCCGUGUGAGAACCUCCUGACUGUCAAGGACUGCCUGGCCUCCGUUGCCCGACGAGCUGGAGGCCCAGAUGGGCCCAGGUGGUUGCCUCGGACUUUUAACCUCCAGACAGAGUUGCCUCAGUUCAUCAGCUACUUCCAGCAACGUGACAGAAGAGGAGAAGACAACCACUGGAUAUGCAAACCAUGGAACUUGGCCAGAAGCCUGGAUACCCACAUCACCAACAGCCUUAACAGCAUCAUCAGGCACAGGGAAAGCAGCCCAAAGGUAGUGUGCAAGUACAUUGAGGAGCCAGUGCUGUUCCACAGGGAGGACGUGGGGAUGGUGAAGUUUGACAUCCGUUACGUUGUGCUGCUGAGGUCCAUAAAGCCUCUCAGGCUGUACAGCUAUGAUGUGUUCUGGCUGCGUUUCUCCAACAGGGCAUUCUCACUUGAUGACUUGGAUGACUAUGAGAAGCAUUUCACAGUCAUGAAUUAUGCUCCUGGUGUAACAUUAAAACAGGUACACUGUGAAGACUUCAUUCCUCUGUUUGAAAAACAAUAUCCUGAAUAUCCUUGGACAACAGUACAAGCAGAUAUUUUUAAGGCAUUUGCUGAAUUGUUCCAAGUUGCUUCAGCUAAACCUGCACCUCUUGGCAUCUGUGAUUAUCCCUCAUCAAGAGCAAUAUAUGCCAUUGACUUGAUGCUUAAAUGGGACACCAGCAGAGAUGGGAAGAGAAUCAUGCAGCCUCAGAUCUUGGAGGUGAACUUUAAUCCUGACUGUGACAGAGCCUGCAAAUACCACCCCACCUUUUUCAACGAUGUCUUCAGCACCCUGUUCCUGGACGAGCCCGACGGCUGCCACGUGACGUGCAUUGUGUAGCCACAGGAGGCACGACUCUCAUCAGUCUCCUUCUCAGAUAUGCUUAACAGCAAGAUAAAUAUUUCAGUUCUAUGAGCUGCUGAGGCAACUAUUUUCCUAUACUGAUAACCAAGGGAAAAAAUAUUAUCAGAAGAAUAAGCAUAUACUGUGUUGAUAAUCACGUUGUCUGCGUUUCCCUUGUCUUCCUUUGUUCUUUCUGUAAAUCAUUGGUGUGUGUUAAAAGUGUCUUGUUUAUUGAAUAUGGGAGACCUCAAAACAGGACAGUAAUUAGGGCAGUGGACUUGUUUUUCAGGUAGCCUGAUUGCUUGCUUGCUGGGAAGCAUUGCACAAGUUCCCUGUGUCAGCAUUAAAACUAAUUUACUGAAUAA
Molecule: messenger RNA, 2462 nt
Organism: Pseudopipra pipra
Lineage: Eukaryota; Metazoa; Chordata; Aves; Passeriformes; Pipridae
Gene: TTLL12
Product: tubulin tyrosine ligase like 12
Exons: 14
Coding region: 16-2094 (692 amino acids)
Biological process (GO): protein modification process
Cellular component (GO): cytoplasm
Source: RefSeq, a predicted model, not a curated record